Molecule: messenger RNA, 576 nt
Organism: Closterium sp. Naga37s-1
Lineage: Eukaryota; Viridiplantae; Streptophyta; Zygnematophyceae; Desmidiales; Closteriaceae
Source: the annotation of a GenBank genome assembly
AUGAUUCCCCCUCAAUCGCCCCAUCCUUCCUCCCUGCAGCCGACGCCCAGGAUGGAAUCCCCUCCGCAAGUAGCAGCUCACCCUGGUCGCCUCAUCCUUGACCCCCCCCCUUUCCACCCCGCUAUCAUGCUGCCCCUCCCCUGCCCACCUGGCUCAGCCUCCCCCCUUCGUGCCUCUCAUGUUCUAUCUUGGGCUCUCAUAUGGCCCCAAAUCCCUGCUGCACUACCCUCCGCUCCCUUUGUGUCUUCACCUGAUGUGCUCCCUGCCCCUCCUCUCAUUCUGUGCUCCCUCCUCCUCCUCUCAUUCCGUGCUCCCUGCCCCUCCUCUCAUUCUGUGCUCCCUCCUCCUCCUCUCAUUCCGUGCUCCUUGCCCCUCCUCUCAUUCUGUGCUCCCUCCUCCUCCUCUCAUUCUGUGCUCCCUGCCCCUCCUCUCAUUUUGUGCUCCCUCCUCCUCCUCUCAUUCUGUGCUCCCUGCCCCUCCUCUCAUUCGGUACUCCUGGCAGUUUCCCUUGCUAUAUCAGUUUUCAGGCACAUUUUCGGCCUUCCAAAAACUCUCUCCCGCCGCCUGCACCCCUAG